Molecule: messenger RNA, 4207 nt
Organism: Vespa velutina
Lineage: Eukaryota; Metazoa; Arthropoda; Insecta; Hymenoptera; Vespidae
Gene: Wdr37
Product: WD repeat-containing protein 37
Exons: 5
Coding region: 783-2321 (512 amino acids)
Cellular component (GO): preribosome, large subunit precursor
Molecular function (GO): protein binding
Source: RefSeq, a predicted model, not a curated record
CAACUCGUGCCCAUCUGUAUAGAGUUUGAAUUACUGAUACAAGCAGUGUUAAAAGCAAUGCUGCCAUUUCUACCAGUCAUUAAAAAUGAAUUUCCCUUUCGUAAAUGUAUCGUCGGCUUGUAAUUUAACCAUAUUAUUGUAUAUAUAUUUAUACGAAUACGUGUUUCUUUGAAUCAGUAAUAUACAGGAAAAAAAUGGCAACCGGUUAAAUUGUGUUUAUGAUACAGAGAUUUUUGCAAUUUCUCUCGUGUAUUCUAUCUACUCUAGCUUGAAUCAAUGAUUUUUCAAGGAUAUACCUGCAAAAGGUUCUUUAGUUGGAGAAACUCACUCAAUGUUUAGUGGGCUUUGACUUUGAGAUACAAAUAUUUAAUUGUAUUAGACCGUGGCGUAAGUGACAAUCAAAAUUAAAGCCACAGUCAAACACACCUCAUUCUCAUAGCAUGAAUUCAAUUACAUGUAUUGUGUGUAGUUGUUAUGUCUCAAUCGUGAGAUAUGUUAAUGCCUAUGAAAAUUUUACUGAGCAAAAUCAAAAUUUUAUUGAAGCUUGUUAUCUAUCCAAGAAUUUCCUUUAUUAAACGCUGUACAUAUCCAAUCUAAAUAAUUUUUAUGUUGUGUGUAUAUGCACAUUUCACAAAUGACGAAUAACUAGUUUGAUUUAUUCUACAUGCUAUACAUGUACAGAAUUUAAAAAAGGUUUUAUAGAAAGAAAGAAAAAAAUAACUUAUUCUUUUAGAAUAAACAAUUUGCACAAUCUAUUUUGCAUUAACAUUAAUCUGUGAACCAUGCCUGGAGAACCAUCCGUAACAAGCGCUAACAAAGCAAGCGGAAAAACGAAAAGAAUCUCAAUACCUCGUGUACAAAGCAGCACAGAUACAGAAUUGCAGUCACAACAGAGUCAAAGUGGCUCUACACCAUUACAGCCUGUAGCACUGCACUAUGUAAGCUUUCGAUCAGAUAUCGAGGAAAGUCCUAUACCACCCACAUUGCGUUGUCGAUUAUUUGACCUAUUUCAACAAAUUGAAAAAGAAUUUGAGAUGCUCUGCACAGAAAAUCUUGGAUUACAGGAGAAAAUAGAUAUAUUGAAUGAUCGUCUGGAAAGGGAAUGCUAUGGAUCUGGAGAACGCAGCCUACCUCCAGGGGACAUUCCAGACUACCCAGAUACAAAAGCACUUUCAAAACAAAAAUCUAUGGUUGGCUCAUCUGCCCAGAAAAUAAAGACUUCACACAAACUCAAAGCUCAAACUAGUAAAAUUGUAUCAAGUUUUAAGAAUCCAACUAUGUCCUGUACUAUGCAAAGAGAAUAUGUUGGUCAUAGAGAUGGUGUAUGGGAAGUUUCAGUAGGUAGAUUGGGUCAACCAAUUAUAGCAACUGCAUCUGCAGAUCAUACAGCACGAGUUUGGGCAUCAGAUUCUGGACGCUGUUUAUUACAAUAUAUAGGUCAUAAUGGUUCUGUAAAUUCUGUUAGAUUUCAUCCAACUAGGGAUCUUGCUUUGACAGCAAGCGGAGAUGGUUCUGCUCAUGUAUGGCAAGCAGCAGUUGAUUGGGAUUUGCCUAAAAGAGUACCAUCUAUGGAAGAGCUUCCAACAAUGGGUGCAGAAAGAACAGCUGCAAGCAGCAUUAUUAGUAACAAUGAGGAACAAGAAGAACCUCCUACUUUACGAACUCCAAUACGAGAACUAUUAGGUCAUACGGGUGUUAUCAUGGCAGCAGAUUGGUUACCUGGUGCUGAACAAAUCGUUACAGCAUCAUGGGAUAGAACUGCAAACUUAUAUGAUGCAGAAACUGGAGAAAUAAUUCAUACUCUCUGUGGACAUGAUCAAGAACUAUCACAUGUAUCCACUCAUUACAUGCAAAGAUUAUGUGUCACAUCAAGUCGGGAUAGUACAUUUCGUUUGUGGGAUUUUAGAGAACCUAUACAUUCCGUAUCUGUUUUUCAAGGUCACACAGAAACAGUAACUUCAGCAGUUUUUACACGAGAGGAUAAAAUAGUCUCAGGGUCUGACGAUAGAAGUGUCAAAGUAUGGGAAUUACGUAAUAUAAGAAGUCCUUUAGCAACAAUUCGUGGUGAUAGCGCUGCUAACAGAUUGGCUGUUUCAAGUACAGGAAUUGUAGCUAUACCGCAUGACAAUAGACAAAUACGUCUUUUUGAUUUAAGUGGACAACGUUUGGCAAGAUUGCCUAGAACUAGUAGACAGGGACAUCGCAGAAUGGUCUGUUCUGUAGCAUGGGCAGAAGAUAGUAGUAGUAUUUGUAAUUUGUUUUCUUGUGGAUUUGAUAGAUUAGUAGUAGGAUGGAGUAUUCUUCCUGUUAAGGAUGCCUGAGCAUCAAAAUCCGUUAUUAGAUCAAUCCUUACAUUAGAAUAAUGUUGAUCACAAAGGCAAUAUAGAAACAAAAUUAGAAAUGUAAUCGCAAACCAAAAAUCCAGUGAUCAAUCCAAUCAAAGAUCCACUUUUCCCAGUCUUACAGACAACUGUAAUGAAUAAUUAUAUUAAGCAGAAGAAUACUGGUACAUAAUGUAUAAUAUCAGCUAUAAUUUAAAAUGAAUCAAUAAAUGAUGGACUUAUUGAUAAAUUUAUGUAUAGAUUAAAUGUGAAAACUUUCUGGUCAUUACAGUGCAAUGUAAUACGUUAUCUAUCAUUUUUGAUAAACGUAUACAUUUACCUGAAUACGCUGUCAUAAGGCAUAAAACUGUAUAGCCCUGAACAAAUAUGUAAUGUAGAUCUAAUCCUAUAGGUUCCCAUACGAUAGAUAAUAAUCCAAACAACUUUGAACAUCCUCCCACAAUAAGUGCUCUAGUUAGAUCUUUGGCAUUAUAUUUGUGUGGCCUUUUUCUGCUAAGCAACCAACGUAAUUCAGUUACAAUAAUUACAGUAGCAAUAAAUACUGUCAAUGUAAUGGCAGUUUGUAAUAGCAGAAUAUAAAAAUUACAGUCUCCUUGAAAUACAUCUCUAUUGCCUAUAUCUAUAUUGGUUUUUUGACUAUUAAUAGAUUCACAAAAAGACCAAGCUCUGAAGGCUUCAGCCAACCAUAACAUUACCAUUAACUUCCAAUAUGAUUUAAAAUUACUAUUAUAUAAAAGGUGCUGAUAGGCUUGUUUCUCUAAUAAAAUAAGAUCAACGAAUACAAUAACAGGAUCAUAUUCGAUGUAUUUGUCAGCUAAUAAUCCACAUUUGACCUGCAAUAAAACAUUGAAUAAAAAAAUUGUGUAAAGAAAAAUGAAUAUACGAACUUACGCAUUUCAAAACUUUAAGCACACUUGGACAAUAUCGUCUAUAAAGUUCCUCUGUUUCAGUUCCACAAUUUAUACAGAUAUACAUGAGAUAAAAUCUGCAAAUACAUAAAAAUUUUUAGAUAAACUAUAAAAGAUUUUUUUCAAUUGCAUUUAUUUUUCUGUAAUUCAAAAAUGAGAUUAAUUGGGACAUCAGUUUCAUAUGAUUGUUCUACUUUUUUUGUAUUUGAUAGUUCUAUAUUUCCUACACGGAAAAAAAAAUAAAUAUCUAUACGUAAAAUAUUUACAUAAGUAUCUAUACAACGAACUUGAAUAUAUAAUAUUGAAUAUAAUUAAAAUAAAACAUUUCAAAAUUACAUUUAAAAAGAGAGAAAUGAUUUAAUUUUUUAUAUAUAGGAUGAGUCAUUUAAUAGAAUAAAAUGUUACAAAACUGUUUUUACAUUAUUUUAUUUAAAAUAUUUUCAAUACGCGAUAAUAUCUUUAGUUUAUGCAAAAUUAUGAGAAUACGUAUAAAACCGAUGAUUCAGAACAUACCGUUUUCUGACACAUAUUUCUAUCAAGGUCAGAGAAAGUUCUUCCGUGUUUUUACUUAUCAUACUUACCAUAGAUAAUGAAAUUCUUUUAAAUAUACCGAUUGAUUCAUAUUAAAGAAAUAUUUGAAAUUAUAAAACUAUCACACAUAUUUUAAAUUAUAGUUCAGUUAUCUUAUUAAUCUUAUCAAGAUGCAACAAUCUCUUAUAUAAUAUCUCCUACAGCAUAUCUCCUACGUAAGAUCUUUUACGAUAAAUCUCGUGAUAAACGAUAUUUAUGAAAUAUAAUAAAUAUUUAGUGCAAUAAAUGUAACAUUUAAUAUAAAUGAUUGUAAAGAUAUAGAAAUAACUUAAAUGCAGAGUAGAAUGGAUAUGGUGAAAGUGAAAUGGAUAAAGUUGUUGUUUAUGUAAUAAUAUGAAAAUGAAAUAAAAAUUUUAAAUAAUUUAA